Messenger RNA from Solanum dulcamara, 1518 nucleotides. RefSeq lists its product as uncharacterized. Gene Ontology annotation, molecular function: double-stranded RNA binding; zinc ion binding; single-stranded RNA binding. The record is from RefSeq and is a predicted model, not a curated record. Gene Ontology annotation, cellular component: precatalytic spliceosome. The coding region runs from base 274 to 1206 and encodes 310 amino acids. The transcript has 5 exons. Lineage: Eukaryota; Viridiplantae; Streptophyta; Magnoliopsida; Solanales; Solanaceae.
AUGAGGCUGAGAGAACGUGGCAGUCGCCCAAAUGGUCGUACUGAUUUGUACCAAGUGCACAAUUAGCGCCUGAUCAUUUAGUUGAUAAUAAUCAUCUCCAUCUUUGUUACUUCUUCCUGAUUUACAAGUAUUCUACUCAAUUCUUCAUUCUUCCAUGGCUCUAGAAAGAAAAAGGUGAAUCGGAACAUUGAUCUUCCAGUUUGUUUAUUGUGCUACUCAAUCGUUUAUACUUUAAUCAACUACUCUUUUAACAAUUCCGGUCCAAAUUAAUUAAUGGCGGAAGAUAAGGGAGUGGAAUAUGCAAUUCAGCGUGAGUUGCAAUUUAAACAGAAGAUUGCAAAUUUAUUUCCAGAUAAUGAGGUUUUUCCCUUAGAGAUAAAACGAUGGAAAGCUUUGAUUUCCAAGAGAAACAGAUCAACUGAUGGAAUAACAGAUUGCAGCCAAACAACAACAACAUUUGAAUCUGAUGAAGAAAUUAAUGCUAGAGGUACCAUCUCAAGGAGCAAUUCAAAUGUAAAAAGACGGAAAGCUUUGAUUUCCAAGAACAAGAAAUCUGCUGGUAGAAUAAUUGAUUGCAAUGCAACAACUUGUAUACACACCGAAGUUUCUCAGGAGACGUUAAAACAUUUGGAAUCUGAUGGACAAACGCUACUACCGAAUCAUUUUCCAAGUAUGACAUUGCCACCACGCCCAUCAUUAAGCCCUACGUAUACUUACUCACGUAGAAAGAAACAUGCAGAGUCCAGCAACUCUGGCUUUGUGUCACCUCAACAGCAGCAUAGACCAAACAUAAUGCACUACUGUAAAGACUCUGAAGUUUACUGCUCUGGAGCUCUAUGUUAUGAGUUGCACUUGAGAGGCAACAAGCACAAGGUAAAACUGCAAUACCGGGGAGAUUCAAGUGUCAACAGAAAAAACAAGCAAGUUAUAAGAUGUGACUUGUGCGAAAUUUACUGCCAGGACGAAACUUCAUUAGAGAUGCACCUUAAAGGUAAGAAACACAAGGCUAAAAAACAACAUGAGAUGGAACAUGGAGGGAAGAUUAAAGAUGAGAAGGGGCAGCUAUUCUGGUGCGAAUUAUGUCAAGUUCCAUGCAUGAAUGAAGAAACUUUCACAUUACACCGCAAAGGAAAAAAGCACCGGAGACAACUGUAUGUUCUUGAGGAGAAGAAGAAAGCUGAAGCCCAAGGACUCUUCCAUGCCUAGUUUCGAAUCCACACAACAGAACGGGGACCGGUUGAGGUUCUUAGAUGAUUGAACGCAUAUUACACAGUAGCAUUAAUCACUUAUAUGUCCAAACUAAGCAAAAUAUUGAUUGCAAUAUUGCUCCAAGUACUAGUUUUAUAGGUGUCAAUCACAUUUCAGGUGCAUUUUACUAAGUUAUUAUAGGUCUCAAUGUGGUUAGAAUUUUAAAAAUUUUGUUUGUGCUCCUUACUUUUGUCUGAUUAUAUGUAAGUAAUAAUAUAAGAAUUUUAGUUACUCUGUGUGCAUUCUAGACAUGCUUUGCAGCCAGCCCAA